AUGGACGAGCUGCACACGGGAAAUACAGAAUCGGCGGGAAAUUUAUCCAGGAGAAGAAGGAAAUCUGGAGGAGGCGAAUUCGGGAGGCCACAGGGAGGGAAUGUGCGGGCAGCAGAGAACAAGAGCGCAGGCCUCAGGCAAGGCCAUGAGAAAUCCCGGAGUCGCGCUUCCGGGGCGCCGCUUCCGGCUGGGCCAUGGCGGCGCUUCCGCUGUGGGCGGGGCCUGUGCCGGAAGCGCGUGCGGGAGAGGCGGCGGGAGGCGCCGGGACCCUCCCGGACCCCCCGAGACUCGCGGGGCCCCCCGGCCGCCAUGGCGGGCCAGGCGCAGGUGCCGAUGGCCUUCGAGGACGUGGCGGUGUUGCUGAGCCGGGCCGAGUGGGACGCGCUCACGGCGGGGCAGCGGGAGCUGUACCGGGACGUCGUGUCCGACACCUACGAGCUGCUGACCUCCCUGGGUUAUCCAGGCCCCAAGCCUGACAUCCUGCACCGGCUGGAGCGCGGGGAAGAGCCAUGGAUCUGCUCAUCCCCAGGACACACUGGGAGCUGGCUGGAGGAGCCUUCCUCUGGCUGGUGGCCCAGUGCCAGCGGGUACCAGGGGCUGGAGACCUCAUGUCCAGCAGAAUGGAGCACGUUGUGGUGUCUCCAGGACAGGAACUUCCAGAAGAAGUUUGACUGUCAUGAGGGAAGGAGCGAAUUCCCGUCAGAAGCAGACAGUGGAGUGGGGAGCCAAGCCCUGCCACGGCCUGUGAAGGAGGAAGUGGAGGAUAAACCUGGACCCAUGGAAGACCUAACCCACAGUGAGACAAUCCCGCUUCAUUCCAUGAUGGAACAGCAGAGCCUGCAUCCUUGGGAAGAGCUGUGGGAUGGCCCUGGGGAGAGGAAUCACGGGAAUGCCCAAAACCAUGGACACAAUGUGGGAGAGGCAACGCUUCUCCCGGGAGCCCGGGGGCUGCGGGUGGAGGAGCUGCGAGCGGCGGCGGCGAAGGACCACAGCUACUGCCUCCGGAGCGAGCCGGGCACGCCCUGCACCCCCCGGCCCUGCUGCCUGUGGGAGCACAACUACUGCCAGCAGCGCCGGGCCGGGGGCAGCCGCGAGGCCGAGAGGAGCCGCGAGGCCGGGAGGAGCCACGAGGGCAGCACCCUCCUGGCCGUGCGCCGCCGGCUGGCGCGGCAGCAAUCCCGCUGGCGCAGGACAUUCCGGAGAGCCAGGGAGAUCCUGCGGCGCUACCAGCCCUACUGGAGGUUGGGGUUUCCAUGGAGAGACCGCUCCAGCUCCGGUGGUGCCACACAGGGGACAAAGCCCGGGGUUUGUCCUCCGACGGAUGCGGCCGCGCUGCGCCAGCUCCGGAGCACCGGGAACGCUGAGGGGGUGACAUUGGACACACACUGUGCUCCGGAGGGGAUUUUGGGAACUGGGAGUUCACCCCCUGCCCAAAUCCUGGAUGCAGGGGUGGGGAAGGGAGUGAAGCCUCUGGAGCAUCCCGGUGCCAGGCAGGAGCUUGAAGGAUAUGCGGAACUCCGGAAAUCACAGGAGGUGUCGCUCCAGGACGUGUUCCAGAACGUGCUGAAGGCGGUCAGGUACAUACUGGACUCCCUGUGCCAGAGGUUUGAGCUCCAGGGGGUCUCCCAAGGGAAGAGCAUCUGGCCCAUCAUCAUCCAGAUUGACAACUUGACGGAGAUCAGGAAGCUCUGACUCCCGGGGGGAAACUGGAAUUGGAUUCACUGAGGCACAGCACUCAAUCCCCCCUAGUUCUGGGGCGUUCAGGAGGAGAAACGUGGCAGAGGUGGAUUUGGGGGAUGUAAAACUGGGAAUGUGGGGCCUGCCCUGAACUGGGAUUGAUUGAGAGGCUUUGGAGAAAAGCAGUGGGAAAGGGGAGGACUUGUGUGGCUCAAAGGAGGAAAGAAGGAAAAGUCAGCAUGGGAUCCUGAAAUCCUGGAAUGGUUUGGGUUAAAAGGGAUGUUAAAUCCAUCUCUAAAAACCAACCAGAGGUCAGGCUGUGUUCCUGUCACCAAAACAAUGGGAAAAACAAAAAAUCUCCAACAAUGUUUUUAUUGUUAGACAAGGCAUUUCCUCAUUUCUGGUUGGGAUGUGCAACAGACAUUAUUUCACCCACACGUGGCCUGGGUGUGCAGAGAAAAUCAUUCCAUGACAGGCGAAUUUUACUCGAUUUUCCCCAAACUUUACCCAGUUCUAAACCCACAGAAAUCUAUUGGUUCAAUGCUCAUUGGUUCCAAAUUGCAGAGUUCUCAGAAUUCGGUUUCUUAUUGGACAGGGAUUCUUUUGCCUCUGAUGUUUAUCAGGCCCUCACUAAUUUAUUUAUCAGCCCUUUCCAGCCCCAGGGGUCUGGGGUAGAUGUUCUUCAAUGUUUGCUGAUGGUUGUUAUCUUUUUGGGUCUCUUUUGGACUACUCCCAGUUUGUUGAGAUGUUAAGCUUAUCAAGCCUCACAGAGGGCAACAAUACCCCUUAAAAAAAAUAUUUCUCUAAUUCACUUCUCAAAGGCAAAGGCAAACUGAGCCUGACUAGAGAAAUAAAAUAUAUUUUAAAUGUUG
Molecule: messenger RNA, 2549 nt
Organism: Haemorhous mexicanus (house finch)
Lineage: Eukaryota; Metazoa; Chordata; Aves; Passeriformes; Fringillidae
Exons: 6
Coding region: 1-1692 (563 amino acids)
Biological process (GO): regulation of DNA-templated transcription
Source: RefSeq, a predicted model, not a curated record